This is a messenger RNA of Chroicocephalus ridibundus (black-headed gull), 4159 nucleotides long. It is a transcript of the gene FUT4, whose product is annotated as fucosyltransferase 4. Gene Ontology annotation, cellular component: membrane. The transcript has a single exon. The record is from RefSeq and is a predicted model, not a curated record. Gene Ontology annotation, molecular function: alpha-(1->3)-fucosyltransferase activity. The coding region runs from base 1 to 1278 and encodes 425 amino acids. NCBI's taxonomy places the organism in Eukaryota, Metazoa, Chordata, Aves, Charadriiformes, Laridae.
AUGGCCGGGCGGGGCGCCGGCCGUGGCACCUCCCCGCCGGCGGGGCAGGGGGUGGGGGCUGAGAGGCGGCGGCGGCAGCAGCCCCAGCCGCAGCCCCAGCCCCAGCAUGCGCCGGCCGGCCCCGGCCCCGCGGCUGCCCCGCGGCGGCCGCCAAGGGCAGAGAGGCGGCAGCGGGCGGCCUGGAUGGAGCCGGCCCCGCGCCGCCGCCCCUCCGGGCGGCUCGUCUGCCCGCGGCGGUGGCGCCGGCGGCUGCGCGGGCGGCGGUGGGCGCUGGCGGCCGGGCUGCUGGGCGCCGCCGCCGCCCUCGCCCUCUACGCCCGCCUGCCGGAGCCGGCGGCCCCGCCGGCCUCUGCGGGAGGCCGGCUGGGCGGCGAGGUGAACGUGCUGCUGUGGUGGGAGCCCUUCGGCCGGCCGCGGCGCACGGCAGACUGCCUGCGGCGGUACAACAUCACCGGCUGCCGCCUCAGCGCCGACCGCAGCCGCUACGGCGAGGCGCAGGCCGUGCUCUUCCACCACCGCGACCUGGCACUGCACGGCGCCCAGGGGCUGCCCCGCGGGCCCCCGCCGCGGCCCCCGCGGCAGCUCUGGGUGUGGAUGAACUUCGAGUCGCCCUCACACUCCCCCGGGCUGCGGGGGCUGGCCGGCCUCUUCAACUGGACCAUGUCCUACCGGCGGGACUCGGAUAUCUUCGUGCCUUACGGCUACCUCUACGCCCCGCCGGCACCCCGGCCCUUCGUCCUGCCCCGCAAGACGCGGCUGGUGGCCUGGGUCAUCAGUAACUGGAACGAGGAGCAUGCGCGGGUGCGCUACUACAGGCAGCUGAAGGAGCACCUGGCCAUCGACGUGUACGGGGCACGGGGGCUGGCGCUGGCCAAGGGCGGCCUGGUGGAGACCGUCUCAGCCUACAAGUUCUACCUGGCCUUUGAGAACUCCCAGCACACCGACUACAUCACCGAGAAGCUCUGGAGAAAUGCCUUCGCAGCCAGCGCUGUGCCCGUCGUCCUUGGCCCCCGCAGGGCCAACUACGAGCGCUUCAUCCCCCCCGACUCCUUCAUCCACGUCGACGACUUCCCCAGCCCCCGGCUGCUGGCCACCUACCUGAAAUUCCUCGAUAAAAGCAAACCCAACUACAGGAGGUAUUUUGCCUGGAGGAAGAAGUACGAGGUCCAUGUCACCUCCUUCUGGGACGAGCAUUUCUGUAAGGUUUGCGAGGCCGUGAGGGCAGCUGGGGACCAAAUCAAGACUGUACGAAAUCUGGCUGGCUGGUUUGAAAGCUGAUGUUCCUGGCGGCUGAGGUUCACCAACCUCAGUGGACUGCGUCAAGGCAUAGGGAAGGAUGAGUCUCACCGAGAUCGUUAGCCAAGAAGGUGUGCAGGAGGCUGUCAUCAGUGAGAGAAGCGUAGAGGUAAACAAGCUGUGAAAAGCCCACAAAAGGAAGAUUUUUACUGAAGUGCAAAAUUGUGGAAAUACAAAGAAACAUCAGGCAAGGUGAUUCUUAAAGAGCAAAGUUAAAUUUCCAGAAGCUGUACAGAUCUGAAACCUUCACAGUUGUGCACAGCUCGACAUAAAUAACUGAUGCCAAGUUCUUCAGCUGCACAGCUGAAACCAAUUUUGCCAGCUGUGACAGCUUCCUGGACCAUGAAACUUUCUUCUGCGUACAGGGUGUACAUGAUCAGCGCUGGCUUUCUGUACUCCGAAGACAAAAGUGAAUAUAUUUAAGUGAUUAUUAGGCGCGUGAAGGCUGUUUGCAGACAAAUUCUGAGCCGCAAGUGUUGAAUGUAAGAAUGUAAUAAUACAGUAGCACUUUUUAGCAAUGCUUGAAAUGGCAGCAACCAACCAAUAACGCUUUGAACCAAAUAAUAAUUCCAUUUAGGAAAAAGUGUACGGAGAGGGCUGGAUCCGAGUGGAACAAACAGCUCAGAUGAUGUAGAGUAUUCCUUCCACCGGCCACCGAAACCAUAUCCUGUAUGAAGGUGGAGAAGAACUUUAAGUACAGAAAAAUACAGACUGUAGAAAAAAAGUUGGAACACUUCCACCCUCCUUUUAUUCAGGAAUUAGAAAAUGUUUACAGGAAUCUGCAUGUUUUUCUCUGCAAAAUUACUGCCAUAUAGGAAAAAAGCAGGGAAAGGCUCAGAACUACAGGGUUUGUAUUACUGUAUUGGACAGGUAUACAGAAAGGCUAACUUAUUUCUCUAGUAUUAGACUGCCCUGUUGUGUAGCGAUUGUUUUGGUUUAUGGCACGCGUUUUUAAAAAUUCUGGCAGGUGACAGACUUGUCAGAAUGCCACUUUGCUAUUUGUGAAAAUUUUUAUUACCAAAAAAACCCAGCCCCAACCCAAAACUCAAGUCCUAAAUCACGGCCUUUCAAAAAGAAAAUUACUGUAGAGAAUAAGGUCUAGGCUGUUGGUAAAAUACAGAUUGCGUGAGGAAAGAAUAUGAAAAGGGAAAGAUUUACUGGGUUGUUUUUUUCCUUUGAUUUUUGAGGGUUUUUUCCAGCUCAGUUUUUUAAUCAAUAAAUAGGUUCCCAAGAUAAAACUUCCUUCACUCAGUGCCUACCGGGAACAUUUACAGUAGUUAUUCCCUUCCAGGCUCUGCCAUUUUGCUGGAGUCUUCCUAGUAGUCAGUUUUUGGUUACUUUCUGGUUAUGUGUAAUCUUGCUUGGUGAAAUCCAGAAGGAAACUGGAGAAGAAAGUCAGUUGCAAAUAAAAGAUGGGGAUCAGAACAGGUGAGUUUAGUGGCAUUUGUGGUUAGAAAAGGAUUAGAUUUUUGAAGAGCAAUAAGGGAUGUUGGGUAGACGCUCUUUAGAUCUAUAAGCUAGACAUCCUAUUGUAAUUUUUUAUUUUAUUUAGAUGUUCCCUAUGAAUAGGUAAGCAUAGAGCUAAAGAUUACUGAAAAAGCGUUUCUCUGCCAUGGCUACCCAUAAAAUGGGUUUUGAUAACUUUAAAAAUUAAAUUUAAAAAAUAAAUUACAUUCAGAAUUGAAUUUUAAAUUAAAAAAAUUAAAUUUACAUAUAGCAUUAACAGUAAUAGCUACGUGUCGGGAUAAUAAAAUCUGUCUCUCCCUUUGAAUUGCCCUUUUUUUUUCUGUUUAGUUUUUAUGACGGUUCAUGUAAAUGUAUACAAAACCACAAUCUUAAAAUGGUGAACUAGUAUUUAAGAUUCCACUACUUUUUAUUAGCGUGCUGAAACUAGUGCAUUUUUUUCAGUCCUCCUAAUUUUUUUAGCAUUUUCUGAAAGUUGCCAGACAUACAAUUCUUCUGCGUAAUCAUUAGUAAUCAUCCACAGGCUACAGGAGCAUCAGAAUUUCCAAAGAUCGCAACCAAUAUUUUAUUCUCAGCCUCUCUAAGAAAAGCGGUUGAAAUCUUUGAUGAACAAGAGUUUUGUAAAAUUCAGAAGAGCUAUGCAAUAAAUAAAGCAUCAUGUUUGAAUAAGAUGUUCACAGUUGUGCUGCAUUUGUAAGUUAUGCAUUAAGUAUAUUCAAGAACUGUAUAAUGACAACUGCAGUAUUGUAAUUAUUGCAGAGCUCUUGCUUUGGGAGAGAAAAGAAGCUUUUUCUAGUUUCAUAGUCCUUGCGUCAGCAUUGCACACUUUUUCCCUUUAGGUUUGGGAGGAAGUUCAGCCCUGGUCUACAGCUGCUGAAGUCAGUAGCAUCUCUAUAAAUCCAGUUUGGUUUUUGGCUCACGCGCUCCGCAGGCUGUUAGCGUGGGACCGGGAGCUCAGGACUGGCUUUUGGAAUUCACUUUGUAGAGCCCAAGUUCAAAUGCGAAUAAAAAGUCUGAGCAAAUUGGAUUGUAGAUCAGGUACCCGACUCCACAAGAUAUUGCAGGUGAUGUAUAUAAUCCAUCUGUAAAAAUUAAGCAAACGUGUUUUCUAUUUUAAGUAGAGAAAACUAUUUUAAUGUCGUUCGAUAAAGUGUUUUAUUCCAUGCCUUAGAAUAUUGGGGUAGAGGGAGAGAAAGGAAGACCAUUUCCUUCUGUUUUUUAUAAGGAGAAGAAAUAAUAUUACUUUUUCAUUAUGGUACAAAUGGAACAGAGAAUUAUGUGAUCCUUUAAGUUACGUAUUGUAUCUCAGGGAAUUUUAUACUGUAAAGUCUCUUAACCUUCAUAGAAUGAAGUAACUUUGUAUUAAUUAUUUAGAUUGACACUCAAUAAAAUUAAAGGA